This is a messenger RNA of Xiphophorus couchianus (Monterrey platyfish), 1692 nucleotides long. RefSeq names its product chromosome 15 C3orf80 homolog (gene c15h3orf80). The record is from RefSeq and is a predicted model, not a curated record. The transcript has a single exon. NCBI's taxonomy places the organism in Eukaryota, Metazoa, Chordata, Actinopteri, Cyprinodontiformes, Poeciliidae. Bases 165 to 785 code for a protein of 206 amino acids.
GGGGUGGGGGGUGUUGCAGCUGCUGUCCCACUCGGCGCUGCGGAGCCCGUGUUAACUCAUCAUCUGGGUUCCGACUGGGAAGACUUAAAAAGAGAAAGAAAGAAAAAAGGACCAGACUUGUCAACACCUGAGAGGAUCGAGCGAAGGUAAGACGCAGCGCAGAGAUGAAGCCCCGUCUUCUGGGCGGCGGCAGGACAACCAGGAGACUUUUGUCGGCUUGCCUCAUCUCGGCGUGCCAAGCCCUGCACAGCUGCGGGGGAGUCAAGUGCGUGGAUGGCCACCAGUGCUGCCUGCUGCCCGUCCCCGGGAACGGCAGCUCCGGCUCCGCGGAGAGCUGCUGCAAGCUCCCCAUCCAUGUCUUCUUCGACAACGUCGGCUGGUUCACGCGGAAGCUGUCGGGCAUCUUGAUCCUGCUGCUGCUCUUCGCCAUGGGCUACUUCAUCCAGAGGAUCAUCUGCCCGCGGCCCCGCCACCGGAACCAGAACCAGGAGCACGCCGAGGAGCCUUCCCUCUUCCACGGACCCACGUCGGCGUCCCAGGAUCUCCUCCUGGAGCCCUACCCGGAGUGCACCCUGGGGGACUUCGCCUCCCCGAACCUGCCGGCCUACGACGAGGUCAAGUACCUGCCCACGUACGAGGAGAGCAUGCAGGAGAUGCACCGGGACCGGGACCGCUCCGACGAUGACCUGUUGUCCGGAGCGGAACCGGCGGCGACGGCGUCCGGAGAGCAGGGGCGGGAUGUUCUGGGAGUGAGCCCCGCAAGGACAGCUCGGAACUCGGUGUGAAAAGAGAGCAGGAACCGGACAAUGAACUGCCUGAUAGUAUUGCUAAUUUAUUAUUAUAUUAUUAUCAUCAUCAUCAUCAUCGUGAGGGGGGUGAAGGAGGUUUCGCAGAGAUACAAACUCAAGUGCAAUUAUAAUCCUGAUUGUAAAGAAUAAAGGAGGCUGAGAAUGUAAACGUGUUUUGGAAGAUAAAACGUGUCUGCUCGCCUUUUUGUAUGCAAAUGCCGCCUCGGCAGGGGGGAUUAGAGAGGCGCCUUGAACCGGUGCUCAUUGUGUUGACGGGACAGCUAAUUUGGUUGCGGGACAAUCACAUUAGGUUUUCGCGGCACCAUGAAAACUUUCUCGAAAAUGUGACCUUUUAUUUCCAUACAUUCUGAAUAUUUAGGGGUUCGGGGGUUUGCGACCACAUGGGGGAAAAAAACACUUUCUCCUCAAAGUUGAAUGUGGACGGACUAAAGUGAGGGAUUCAUCUGCAUCUGGGAUACUUUCAGUUAAAUGAUAUCUUAUCAGCAUGAAAGCAAUAGUCCGUUCAUUUUCACAUGGUAGCCCAUAGAUAAGCGCUUUAUGGGUAAUCUGAACCGUGUUUCAUGUGUUUGCUGACAGAUAAGCCGCGACAAUAUAUAUAGAUUUUUUUUUAUUUAAAAAAAGCUCAAAUAUAGCAGCAUUUUGUAGCCUGGAGUUGCAUGAAUUCAGGGGGCGGCAGAUGUUGCAGCCUGCAGGCUGAUAGGUGCAUGUUGGCAGGAAAUGUGAAAAUGGGUGGCAAGAAAUGCUGCAAUCAGAUCUAAUGUAGGGAGCAUUUUAAUAAGUUAGAAUAUCGUGUAAAAGUUCACUUCAGUCUUUCAAAUAGGUCUCAAUUAUGUGUUAAAUAGAUUCAUUACAUACAGCAUAUUUCACGUAAUCUUUAUUGUUA